AUGGAUAAAGCCGUGAAAACCCCGAAGGGAACUCGCGACUACGUGGGAAGCGACAAGAUUAAGCUGGACAGGAUCAUCGAACAAGCAGAGAAAGUGUAUAAGUCCAUGGGAGGAAUCCCCUUCGAUACGCCUUCUUUCGAGAUAAAGUCUACCCUCACGCAAAAAUACGGAGAAGAGUCUAAGAAGCUCAUUUACGACCUCGCAGAUCAGGGCGGUGAAAUAUGCGCCCUAAAAUACGACCUGACAGUUCCCCUCGCAAGAUUCCUGGCAAUGACUAAGACCCAGAAAAUCAAGAGAUUCCACACGGAUAAAGUCUACAGAAGAGAUCAGCCUGCCCUAAACAGGGGAAGAUACAGGGAAUUCUACCAAAGUGAUUUUGACAUUGUAGGGGAAUACUCCCACAUGGCAGCAGAUGCUGAAAUAGUCUUUUCCGCCUGUGAGAUUCUGCGGGCUUUCUCUGGGGAAAUUUCCAGGGACAUUCUCGUGAGAAUAAACCACAGAAAACUAGUCGAUGGAAUUAUGUCUCUCUGCGGGAUAGAAUCGGAGAUUCGCAGGGAUAUCUGCAGCAGCAUAGAUAAGCUGGAUAAGAUCCCGUGGGAAGAUGUAGCCCUGGAAAUGCAGAGUAAAGGGGCUUCUUCAGAGAGUAUUCAGGAAAUCAGGAAAUUCACUCUCGUAAAAGGCAGCAUUCAGGAGGUUAUUCGGGGAAUUCCGGAACUGGCUCGGGCUGAGAGUGAGGCCGUGCACGAUCUGAUGCGGCUUGACGAGUUACUCUCGCUCUACGGGGUCGGAGAAAGCGUAGUUCUGGAUCUGAGCCUGAUCCGGGGCCUGGAGUAUUACACGGGACUCCUCAUAGAGGGCGGAUACGUGGGACUGGAGGGAUCUUUCGUCGCAGGAGGAAGAUACGAUGGACUGGCAGAUGCCAUGGGGGCUAAGCGCGAGAAGAAGAGCAGCAAGCCCAAAGAGAGUAACUGUCAACAGAUGGAUAGUAGUAGUAAAAACACUAAUAACAAGAGUACUUGUAACUGUCAAGAGAGUAACUGUCAAAAGAUGGAUGGUUGUAAUAGUAGUUGUAAUCCUGAUGAUACUGCUGUGGAAGCACUUUGUGAUGGAGUGAAAAAUCUAAAGUGUACAAAAACCCCAGAAAAAUGCAGAGUUUUAAAUACAUCUAGUUCGAGCGUAAAGUGCGUGGGGAUGAGCCUGGGCGUAAGCAGACUCUUCAGCGCCCUCGAGGGACCGGAGAGGAAGACGUACACGGAAGUGCUCGUAUGCUCUGUGGGGUCGAACCUUCUCAGUGAAAGAGUCAGAAUGUGCCUUCUCCUGCGAAGGAGCGGAAUCAACGCAGAAUACUUCAUGGGAGAGAGCAACAACUUCGCACGGCACAGUGAAUACGCGGAAAGUGCAGGAAUAGGCACUCUCGUCCUCAUCGGGAGAAAAGAGAUAGAGACGGAGACGUAUCAGAUCAUCUCAGGAGAGAGAAACAGCAGGAAGAAAGUGCCAGUGCACAUAGACAGAAUAGCCGAGUACAUCAAGGGAAUGCGAGAGCCAAAAAAUGAAUAA
This is a messenger RNA of Nematocida major, 1557 nucleotides long. Its product is annotated as histidyl-tRNA synthetase. The coding region runs from base 1 to 1557 and encodes 518 amino acids. Gene Ontology annotation, cellular component: cytoplasm. The record is from RefSeq and is a predicted model, not a curated record. The transcript has a single exon. NCBI's taxonomy places the organism in Eukaryota, Fungi, Microsporidia.